AUGAAAGUCCUGAUCAUUUUUUCUGCUGUAGUAACCGUCUACUUCCACAGUGAUGCGUCUCCAACUUCCCUGGUAGAGUAAGUUCAGAGACACAUUCAGUAGAAAGAUUAUACGGUUUAGCCUCCUGAAUCCUCGAGUGAAACGGGCGGACUGUAGCUCAACCUACGGAGCAUGGUCGGAAUGGACAGAUUGUAGUAUGAAUUGCGGUUAUUGCGGAAAACAAAACCGGUCAAGAGACUGCAAUGCAGUGGAUGGAUGCGAUGAUCCAAUCUGCACGUGAGUUCGAUUUGCUUUGUUGGUAAAUCAGUGAAACGUUGAAUUCCAGUGGAGACGCGAUUGAAAUCCAAAGCUGUGGAACCAACAACUCGAUCUGCUACUAUCCGACAGUUUCGUGCUGCGAUAGCAAUUACAAAAAGACUCUGGACCUGCCUGGAAAACGUUUUUACUGCGGUCUCAAGAAUCUCACAGAUUCUACAGAUUCUACAACCACUGAUUCUACUUCUACCGCCUCAACAACUUCCACAACAACCGAAACUUGA
This is a messenger RNA of Caenorhabditis sp. 36 PRJEB53466, 539 nucleotides long. The record is from the annotation of a GenBank genome assembly. Lineage: Eukaryota; Metazoa; Nematoda; Chromadorea; Rhabditida; Rhabditidae.